Molecule: messenger RNA, 1965 nt
Organism: Henningerozyma blattae CBS 6284
Lineage: Eukaryota; Fungi; Ascomycota; Saccharomycetes; Saccharomycetales; Saccharomycetaceae
Gene: SNF1
Product: AMP-activated serine/threonine-protein kinase catalytic subunit SNF1
Exons: 1
Coding region: 1-1965 (654 amino acids)
Biological process (GO): protein phosphorylation; intracellular signal transduction
Cellular component (GO): cytoplasm
Molecular function (GO): ATP binding; protein serine/threonine kinase activity
Source: RefSeq, a predicted model, not a curated record
AUGAGUAAUAAUAAUUCAGUACCUUCUCAACAACAUCAACAACACCAUCAUCAUCAUCACCACCAUCGUCAUGGCCAUUCUCAAUCUCAAAGGAAUGGAGGUUUAAAGGAUGGCUCUAAAAUUGGUAACUAUCAAAUUAUCAAGACCUUAGGUGAGGGUUCUUUUGGUAAGGUUAAACUAGCAUAUCAUGCCACUACUGGUCAAAAAGUUGCUUUAAAGAUUAUAAAUAGGAAAGUCUUAGCAAAGAGUGACAUGCAAGGGAGAAUUGAAAGAGAAAUUUCAUAUUUGAGAUUAUUAAGACAUCCACAUAUCAUUAAAUUAUAUGAUGUUAUUAAAUCUAAAGAUGAAAUUAUCAUGGUUAUUGAAUAUGCUGACAAUGAAUUAUUCGAUUACAUUGUCCAAAGGGAUAAAAUGAGUGAGCAAGAAGCUAGAAGAUUUUUCCAACAAAUUAUUUCUGCAGUUGAUUAUUGUCAUAGACAUAAAAUUGUUCAUAGAGAUUUAAAACCAGAAAAUUUAUUAUUGGAUGAACAUUUGAAUGUGAAAAUUGCAGAUUUUGGUCUUUCAAAUAUUAUGACUGAUGGGAAUUUCUUAAAGACUUCAUGUGGUUCACCAAAUUAUGCUGCACCAGAAGUUAUUAGUGGUAAAUUAUAUGCAGGCCCAGAGGUUGAUGUAUGGUCUUGUGGUGUUAUUCUUUACGUCAUGUUAUGUCGUCGUUUACCAUUUGAUGAUGAAAGUAUACCUGUUCUUUUCAAAAAUAUUAAUAAUGGUAUUUAUACUUUACCAAGAUUUUUAUCUGAAGGUGCAAGCAGUUUAAUCAAGAAAAUGCUGAUUGUUAACCCAUUGAAUAGAAUUAGUAUCCAUGAAAUUAUGCAAGAUGAAUGGUUUAAGGUAGAAUUACCAGAAUAUUUGAUACCUCAACAAGAUACUAAAUCCACUACUGGUAAUGAUUCUCAAGAUCAACGUAACAAGGAAAACAAUAACUCUAAUAAUGAAAAUGCAGGUUCUUUUAUACCAUUUAAACCUGAAGAAAUUGAUAAUGAAUUGGUCGUUGCAUUAUCCAAGACUAUGGGUUAUGAAAUUGAUGAAAUUUAUGAAGCUUUACAAUCAGGUGAAGAUAAUUUACCGCUAAAUGAAAUUAGAGAUGCUUAUUUAUUAAUAAGAGAAAAUCAAUCAUUAAUAAAAAAUUUGAAAUCAGAUGAAAAUACAAGAGGUGAAAUGGAUACUUUCCUAGCUCAAUCACCACCAUCUUUCCAAAGAAAUUACCAUCAUAAGUCUAAUUCAUUAGAUUUGAAUCACAAUCAAUUGAAUCUAAAUAGUAGUAGUACUAAUCCAAAUGGAUUUAAUGGUAACGGUAACACAAAUCCACAUUCAAAUCAACGUUUAGUUCGUCCUCCUCUAUUUACCGAUUCCUCAAAGGAAGGUGAUUCAACCAUUUCAAUCUUACCUACUUCCCUACCACAAAUCCAUAGAGCAAACAUGUUAGCUCAAGGUCUUCCUGCAGCAUCAAAGAUCUCUUCUUUAGUAACUAAAAAAUCGAAGACAAAGUGGCAUUUUGGUAUACGAUCAAGAUCUUACCCAUUGGAUGUUAUGGGUGAAAUUUAUAUCGCUUUGAAAAAUCUUGGUGCUGAAUGGGCAAGACCAUCUGAACAAGAUUUGUGGACUAUUAGAGUUAGAUGGAAAUAUAAUAUGAAUACACCUGAUUUUGAUCAAAAUGCAAACAGCAAUAACUCGAACACUACUACUACUAUACCAGAUUUAAUGAAAAUGGUCAUUCAAUUAUUUCAAAUUGAAGCAAAUAAUUAUUUAGUUGAUUUUAAAUUUGAUGGUUGGGAAUCAAGUACAGGUAAGCCAAUUAAUAAUUUAAAUAUGUCAGAAGAUGAAAUGUGCACUUUUUCAGCCUAUCCAUUCCUACAUUUAAGUACUCGUUUAAUUAUGGAGUUAGCUGUUAACAGUCAGAGUGGUUAG